Molecule: messenger RNA, 501 nt
Organism: Zasmidium cellare ATCC 36951
Lineage: Eukaryota; Fungi; Ascomycota; Dothideomycetes; Mycosphaerellales; Mycosphaerellaceae
Exons: 5
Coding region: 1-501 (166 amino acids)
Source: RefSeq, a predicted model, not a curated record
AUGGGCACUUCCAAUGGUGAUCUAGUCCAGGCCAUUUGCGAAAGAAUUCCAGGAAACGGCGGUUCGAUCUGCCAAGAUAUCAAGGCAGAAGAUGAGUGGUGCGGCUAUACGUACACCCUUAAGGCGUCUGGCGACCAACCCGCGGGAUCGGAAAGCCGCUUCAAGGCCGGCGACCAUUUCCUAAUGAAAUACGUUUACAACGAUGACACUGCGCAGUACGAUCAGUACGCGUAUCUAAACGGCGACCAAGUGUCCCAGUUGAGCACUGAUUCUGGGCAUGCUGGAGGAUUUGGCUCCGCCGUUGAAUGCGCCGCUACUGACUGUGGUACUGUUCCAGCUCAUGAGUGGAUUGAUACUGUUCUGACAAUGGAUAUUGCUGAUCCAAAUUACGGAGACACGUUUGGGUACAACAAUGCGGAUGUCACGGACUUUUACACCCCCGAUGGUGGAAAGACCUGGAAGUUGAACUCCGCCAAGAUUCACGAAUUUACAUUCACUUGA